AUGUCAAUCGAAAUCCCAGAGCCCAACGGUUCUUUGAUGUUGGCUUGGCAAGUAAGAAAUCGUCAUGUACUUCUUGUGGGUGGAGGAGCAGUUGCCCUUUCUCGAAUUGAACUACUUCUUCAAGCCGAUGCAAAAGUUACAGUGGUUGCUCCCAAGAUAGAUCCUACCAUUGAACAGUAUGAAAAAUUGGGGUUAUUAUACAAAGUUCAUAGAAGAAAGUUCCUCAAAGAUGAUUUGAAAAUGUAUGAAGGUGAAGCGUCCAGAAAGCUGGACCAAUUUUCUGGUGUAGACCAUUUUGGGCCCGAAGAGAUGGAGCAAAUAGAACAGGCAGUUAAGCAGGAACAAUUUGCAUUGGUUCUAACCGCAAUAGAUGAUAAAAAUCUUUCCAAGCAAAUAUACUAUUGGUGUAAAGCUGGGCGAAUGCAAGUAAACAUCGCCGACAAACCCAAACAAUGUGAUUUCUACUUUGGGUCAGUAGUAAGACAGGGGAGUAUACAAAUUAUGAUUAGUUCAAACGGAAAGUCUCCAAGAUUGUGUCAUAAACUUAAGCACGAUAAGCUGGAACCUCUACUUGCCAGCUUGGAUGCAAAAACUGCAGUGGACAAUUUGGGGAAAAUGCGUGGAGAAUUAAGGCAUAGGGUAGCUCCAGGAGAGGAUACUCCCACCAUCAAAGAACGAAUGGCUUGGAACACUCAGGUGACUGACCUGUUUACAAUUGAAGAAUGGGGCCAAUUUGACGACACAGCACUGAAUAGGCUUCUGAGUUUUUACCCCAAAGUACCUCAACGUCAGGACAUAAUAGUCGUUCCGCUAGAGAACUUUUAG
This is a messenger RNA of Komagataella phaffii GS115, 825 nucleotides long. Its product is annotated as Bifunctional dehydrogenase and ferrochelatase, involved in the biosynthesis of siroheme. The coding region runs from base 1 to 825 and encodes 274 amino acids. Gene Ontology annotation, molecular function: protoporphyrin ferrochelatase activity; precorrin-2 dehydrogenase activity. The transcript has a single exon. The record is from RefSeq and is a predicted model, not a curated record. NCBI's taxonomy places the organism in Eukaryota, Fungi, Ascomycota, Pichiomycetes, Pichiales, Pichiaceae. Gene Ontology annotation, biological process: siroheme biosynthetic process.